CGCCCGCGCUCCCUCGCUCGCUCGCUCGUUCGCUCCCUCCUUCCCUCCCAGCCCCCUCCCUCCCUCCCAGCCCCCUCCCACCCAGGCCCACCCCACCCACCACCCCUGGCGCAGGGACUGCUGGAACCUGGCGUGCGCGCUGUCGCUUUAAGACAGACUCUGCCGGCGCCGUCCGGAGCCUUAGAAACCGGCCCCGGAUCGGGAGCCGGAACCGGGGCCGGGCGGGCGGCUGAGGCCCGAGCGGCGGGAGGGCAGCGCGGAGCGCGAAGCCGGGCUCCCGGUCGCGGGAAACCGCUGCCGCUGCCGCCCGCCUGGCCCCGCAGCCCCGGGCGGUCCAUGGGGCGGGCGCGGCGUCGUUGCGGGCGCGGGCAGCCCUGGGGGGCGGCCGCUUAGGCGCUGCGCUCUUGUCCUCGCAGGUCGCAGCCAGGGCAGCCGGGCGCGCCCAGCUCCGGCCGCCGGAGCGCCCGCCGCGGUCCCCGCCUCCAUGGACGCCUUCAAGGGGGGCAUGAGCCUGGAGCGGCUGCCGGAGGGGCUCCGGCCGCCGCCGCCGCCGCCGCACGACAUGGGGCCCGCCUUCCACCUAGCCCGCGCCGCCGACCCCCGCGAGCCGCUCGAGAACUCCGCCAGCGAGUCGUCCGACACGGAGCUGCCAGAGAAGGAGCGCAGCGGGGAACCCAAGGGGCCCGAGGACAGCAGUGCGGGCGGCGCAGGCUGCGGCGGUGUUGAGGACCCCGCCAAGAAAAAGAAGCAGCGGCGGCAACGCACGCACUUCACAAGCCAGCAAUUGCAAGAGCUGGAGGCCACGUUCCAGAGGAACCGCUACCCGGACAUGAGCAUGCGGGAGGAGAUCGCCGUGUGGACCAACCUCACCGAGCCACGCGUGAGGGUCUGGUUCAAGAACCGGAGAGCCAAGUGGCGGAAGCGCGAGCGUAACCAGCAGCUGGACCUGUGCAAGGGCGGCUACGUGCCGCAGUUCAGCGGCUUGGUGCAGCCCUACGAGGACGUGUACGCCGCUGGCUACUCCUACAACAACUGGGCCGCUAAGAGCCUGGCACCAGCGCCGCUCUCCACCAAGAGCUUCACCUUCUUCAACUCCAUGAGCCCGCUGUCGUCGCAGUCCAUGUUCUCGGCCCCCAGCUCCAUCUCCUCCAUGACCAUGCCGUCGAGCAUGGGCCCGGGCGCUGUGCCCGGCAUGCCCAACUCGGGCCUCAACAACAUCAACAACCUCACCGGCUCCUCGCUUAACUCGGCCAUGUCACCGGGCGCCUGCCCGUACGGCACACCCGCCUCGCCCUACAGCGUCUACCGGGACACGUGCAACUCGAGCCUAGCCAGCCUGCGGCUCAAGUCAAAGCAGCACUCGUCGUUCGGCUACGGCGGCCUGCAGGGCCCGGCCUCGGGCCUCAAUGCGUGCCAGUACAACAGCUGACCGCCCAGCCGGGCCACGCGGGCCGGCGGCCGGCACAGCGCCGGGGCCGGGACCGGGUCGGGUGCGGGCGCGGAGGACCUGGCGCCUGCGCGGCCCCCUGCUCCCCACCUCCCCACCUCCGGCUUGGUUUUGUGUUUGCUUUCCUGGACCCCACUCUGCCCUCCAAAACGAGACAAAGCAAAAAGACGUCGGAGAAAAGUGCCGCGAAAAAACGGAUGAGUUGCAAUUUUCCUCGGGAUGGCGCGGGUGGUGCGUGCUCGCUCGCCCGCUCGCUCGGGGCCCGGUGGGCCACUCUCCGGAGGGGACGCGGCGCGGGAGGCGAGCGCCGAGGCCGGCGGCCCGGAGGAGACGCCCCGUAGCCCGCGUUCCCGCCUGCGAACUGGAGCGCAGAACCCCGGCAACCCUGGGCCCCGGCCAGGUGCGAACCAAGACGCCCCCUCCGAGCUGGGCCCGGCCGAGCAUACCUUAGCUCGAUUCGGAUCCAAGUUGGAGCGGGCGUUGGGCCAGGGAUGACGGUACCCAGUCCAGGGUCGGGAUCUCACCGUGGAGCCGUACUAAUGGCCCCGGCGCGCCUCGAAGAGCCCUUGCCUGCCCCGCGCCCCGGAGGCUUACUUUAAGGCCAAGGAGCCGCAGCUGGCGGUGCGGACGAGGCGGGAGCAUGCGGAGUGCUCGUCUCGGAGCAUCCCAGCCCCCAAGCUUCGCCGCAAGCCCAGGCCCUCUCCUCAGCUCCCGGCUAGAAGGUGGCCCGCCUGUCCGGCGAGGAGCCGCCUCCUCACCGCCCGCCGUGCAAGAGUCGAGCCGGGAGAGCUCGGGGAGCGGCCAGGGCCCCACGCCGUGCCCACUUUGCACACCCGCUCUCCGGCCCGCGCCCCUGUUUACAGCGUCCUUGUGUAUGUCGGACUGACUGUAUAGAAUUAUAAAUCUGUCUAUAUCGACUUGUCCAUGUACAUCUAUUAAAACCAUAGUACGAGCGUGCUAACCA
Balaenoptera ricei (Rice's whale) is the source of this 2411-nucleotide messenger RNA. RefSeq names its product paired like homeodomain 1 (gene PITX1). Gene Ontology annotation, cellular component: nucleus. Gene Ontology annotation, biological process: anatomical structure morphogenesis; regulation of transcription by RNA polymerase II. Gene Ontology annotation, molecular function: DNA-binding transcription factor activity, RNA polymerase II-specific; RNA polymerase II cis-regulatory region sequence-specific DNA binding. The record is from RefSeq and is a predicted model, not a curated record. Bases 485 to 1429 code for a protein of 314 amino acids. Lineage: Eukaryota; Metazoa; Chordata; Mammalia; Artiodactyla; Balaenopteridae. The transcript is spliced from 3 exons.